UGUUUGUUAUCCACUGGGGGGCAGUGGUGUUUGUCUUUAACACUAAAGCCACAGGAAACAGAAGAAGAAGAAGAAGAAGAAGAAGGGCUUCAGCACAGGGAGCAGCGCAACUAUGGCCGGUGACAAGGGUCCCCUGGGCCAGCUCAAAGACCUGGUGGAGCUGAAAGACCAGCUGGAAGACAUUCAGAGACGGAUGGAGGAUGAGAUACAGGCUGGGGUUCCUCCGGGAGGCAGUGUGCUGGGUUCCCCUUUCCUGAAGGGUUUUCUUGCCGGUUACAUUGUUGCAAGGUUUCGGUCUUCAGCUUUGUUGGGUGUUGCCAUAGGGACGUGUACAGGUAUCUAUGCAGCACAGAAUUAUGCCGUUCCAAACAUUGAAAGCACCAUCAAAGAAUACAUAAGCAACUUUAAAGGACGUUCCAAAUAAGAGGACAGGACUGGAAGAGCGGGAGAGACUAAGGGUGCCACUACAACUGCAAAUGGAAACAUUUUUUUCUCCAAUUCGUUCAAUGAUUGACUUUUAAACAACUACCUUCAAGUCAAUCGUUGAAACGGUCAUCGGUAAUUUCUCUCCUCAACCUUAUCCUCCUCACUAUAGAUGCUUUCUGAAGAUUCAUUGAUAUAUAUAUAUAAUGAUACCAACCAUUAGCCACCUGUGCAGGGCAUCUGUGUUGGCUGUUUCAUCUUUUCUUUUUUAAGGCGGUUCGCACAAACACAUCACAUCCCUUUUGCUGUACAGAUGGAUAUUCUGUCUCUUCAAGAGAUUUGCCCUUUAUUUCCCCCUAGUGGUCAGAAAUCAAUUAGCAGCAGCCUGUACUAAUGUGCACUUUCUUGCACAGAGGGUGGAAAAGCUUCACUCUCAUGCUGCUCUCCAGGUUCUAAUCUGUCAAAACCCUUCCUUUUUUCGGGAGUGUCUGAGCAUCUGGUGCGUUGUGUCUUUGCUGGGGAAACAAAUAUUUCCACAAAAUAAUAGGUCAAUGUUACACUUUGUAAAAGAUUUUUACUUUUUAAUUAUAUACCUCAUCUUUGUAGAGAUUCAUGGGAAAAAAGGCAUGAGUCAAAAAUGACCCACUGUUCAAAUGAUAAAUAUUUCUCUAUUUAUUGUCCACCUUGAUCUGCUUUAAAAAAAUUAAAAUGCUCGCCAAAGUGAACAUUUUCUAGAUUUAAUUGCACUUGUUUUGCCAAACCAUGAAAGUGUUAUUUGGAUUAUUUUGCAAAAUAUAUAUAUAUAUUAUUAAGAGUGCCUACUCUGGUCUGAACAUUAUCAUCUCAUGCCACGUGUGCAAUAGCCGGUCCUGGUGGUCUUUAGCUUCCUAUUUCAUAUGCUGGAAACUAGUUGAUCUUUUCCACUUGUAUGGAUUUCUAGGGAUUUAGAGUUGUCUUUCAAUGAUGUUAUUUUGUGUCCAAGAAAUAUCAAACCAAAUCUUUGAGUUGUUCCUUCUGACCGAAAGGGUGUUUUAAGUGUAAAGUGGAUUCAUGUCAAUUGUAAACCAGAAAUAACGCAGGAUACUUGCCUGAAAAUCUAAUGCAAAAAAUAAAAAAACACCUUAACAGUAGCACAACUGAUAAUACAGCAGACAUGCAUUAGUUAGAAUAUUAAUUUUGCUGUGCAGAUCUUUUUUUGGUGGAUAACCUAAAAUAACCUGCUUGUUUUUGUUGUUGAUGACCGUUUUGAUGCAGUUGAACGCACAGCGCUUUUGUACAGUCGGGCUCAAAAAAGCCAGUCUGAGUUGAGAUUGAGGUUGUGUUCCUUUUAGCUUGUGUUUUGACUGGAACCGUGUGCUAUGUUUGAUGAAUGGAACACAGAAACAACUUGUGCCUAUUGACAACAUUAUGUUACUGUCUCUGCGUCGCAUGUUUCUUGUAUGUCCCGUCUUAUAUUUUUGCCAUAUUUACAUCUCUAAAUACUUGAUAUGCUUUGAAAAGUAGAAAUUGGUCAAUUCAUUGUUUUAUUUCAUUGUCUUGUCGUCACAUGGUUUCACUCAGUUUGAAAUUCCUUUGUGAAAAGAAAAACAUUGUACGGGUCUGUAAGGUUUUUAUUGGUUGAAAUAAAUGGGAAAAGUGGA
Molecule: messenger RNA, 2063 nt
Organism: Pungitius pungitius (ninespine stickleback)
Lineage: Eukaryota; Metazoa; Chordata; Actinopteri; Perciformes; Gasterosteidae
Product: SLC35A4 upstream open reading frame protein-like
Exons: 3
Coding region: 113-424 (103 amino acids)
Source: RefSeq, a predicted model, not a curated record